This is a messenger RNA of Pieris macdunnoughi, 618 nucleotides long. The record is from the annotation of a GenBank genome assembly. NCBI's taxonomy places the organism in Eukaryota, Metazoa, Arthropoda, Insecta, Lepidoptera, Pieridae.
AUGUCGAUAUUAGCCUACAAUGGUGGUGCUGUGGUUGCAAUGAAAGGCCAGGACUGCGUUGCUAUUGCAACCGACAAGCGAUAUGGUAUUCAAGCCCAAACGGUUUCAGCCAAUUUCCCGAAAGUAUUUCAAAUGGGGCCAACUCUUUAUGUUGGUUUGCCAGGGCUUGCUACAGACACACAAACAGUGUUUCAAAGGCUUAAGUUCAGAAUGAAUUUAUAUGAGCUGAAAGAAAAUAGAAUGAUGAAACCGAAGACAUUCUCUGCAAUGCUCUCUAACCUCUUAUAUGAGAGGAGGUUUGGUCCUUACUUCAUUGAACCUGUCAUUGCAGGCUUAGACCCAUACACUUCUGAACCCUAUGUCUGUAAUAUGGACCUGAUUGGAUGUCCCAACGAACCAGAGGACUUUGUAGUAUCAGGAACUUGCUCGGAGCAACUCUAUGGUAUGUGUGAGGCCCUUUGGGAACCAAACUUAAAACCUGAUGAAUUGUUUGAAACCAUCUCACAGGCUCUGGUUAAUGCUGCUGAUCGUGAUGCAAUUUCUGGUUGGGGUGCAGUCGUAUACAUUGUUGAGAAAGAUAAAAUCACUGAGAAGCAUGUUAAGACAAGGAUGGAUUAG